Messenger RNA from Penicillium argentinense, 933 nucleotides. Its product is annotated as fumarylacetoacetate hydrolase family protein. Gene Ontology annotation, molecular function: acetylpyruvate hydrolase activity. Lineage: Eukaryota; Fungi; Ascomycota; Eurotiomycetes; Eurotiales; Aspergillaceae. The record is from RefSeq and is a predicted model, not a curated record. Bases 1 to 933 code for a protein of 310 amino acids. The transcript is spliced from 6 exons.
AUGGCUAUUUCGAACGGGUCGUAUAAGAAUGAGAAGAUUACCAAUGGUGGCGCUGGGACGGGGUUGGGAUCUCCUGUCUGGAAGCGAUGGGUUCGUUUCAGGAGUACAGAUGGAAAGAUUUACGGCGGCGAGCCCGUCGACUCGGAGAUCGAUGUGGGCCUCGCAAUCGCAAAUAAGGAAGAAAUCCUCGUCAAGACCGUAGAGGGAUCCUCAGCCCUAAACCACACAGCCCAAUUCAACGGAGAACAAAAACCCAUCACCGAACUCCUAUCCCCCAUCUCCCAAAGCGAAGCAGGGGCGAUUCGAUGCAUCGGUCUGAACUAUAAAGAGCACGCGGCUGAGAUGAAAUUGGCUCUUCCGAGUACCCCGACCAUCUUCCUCAAGGCGGAUACAUCCCUCGCCUCCGCCGCCGCGCCCAUUACCCUCCCCUCGAACGUGUCCGAAGCCGAAGCCGACUACGAGGUUGAGCUCGCUAUUAUCAUUGGAAAACUCUGCAAAAAUGUUGAUGUCUGUGAGGCUGGGGGGUAUAUAUUGGGUUAUGCGGUUGCUAAUGAUGUUACUGCCCGGCAACAUCAGGAGAGGACUUCGCAGUGGUCUUAUGCGAAGGGAAUGGAUGGAUUCUGCCCACUAGGACCAUGCAUCGUCUCAAAAGAAAGCAUCCCGAAUCCAGCCGAUCUGAACCUCCGGACGUCAUUGAAUGGAAAGAUGAUGCAGAAUGGGUAUGCGGAUGAUAUGAUCUUUAGCAUUCCGGAGAUUGUAUCUCAUUUGUCACAGGGCCACACCCUCCGUCCAGGAACGGUAAUUAUCACCGGCACGCCAUGCGGGAUCGGCGUUUCGCAGAGUCCGCCUCGCUUUCUGCAGCCGGGUGAUGAGUUGCGCGUUAGUAUAACCCAUGGGCUUGGGACUCAGGUUUGUGAGAUUGUGAGGGAUUGA